AUGCUCUACUUUGGUGCUUGGUCCAUCUAUGGCCAAAAGUUCCGGCCCCAGGAUAUGUCUGUAAACAAAGUAUCGCACAUUCUAUACGCCUUUGGAGAUAUCGGAUCAGAUGGGAGCGUAAUCUCUGCGGAUCCCUGGGCAGAUUAUCAAAUUCGCUACUCUGGAGAUUCUCAGGAAUCCUCGGGUUCCAACGCCUACGGAAACGUAAAGCAGCUCUAUCUCCUCAAGCAAAAGUACCGAAACCUCAAGACUCUGCUUUCCAUCGGGGGCUACACCUACUCCCAGCAAGGAAAGUUCCAAGCCGCAGCAAACACGGCGGCCGGCCGUCAACGAUUUGCAUCGAGUGCUGUCCAGCUCAUGAGUGACUGGGGCUUCGAUGGCCUCGACAUUGAUUGGGAAUACCCCGAGAAUCAGGCUGAUGCCAGUAACUUCGUGCUCCUGCUUCAGGCUUGCCGAGCAGCCCUCGAUAAGUAUGCGAGGGACAACAACCAAAACUACCGCUACCCCCUCACGAUCGCCGUUUCAGCGGGCCCUGAAAAGUAUAAACUCCUGAACAUGAAGGCCAUGGAUCAAUAUGUUGAUACCUGGAACUUGAUGGCCUAUGACUAUGCUGGCAGUUGGGACACCACUACUGGACACGCCGCCAAUCUAUUCUACAGCAGUGCCAACCCGCAGAGUACCAAGUUCAACACCGACCAGGCUGUCAAGGACUACAUCAAGGGUGGAGUCUCUCCGGGCAAGAUCGUUCUGGGACUGCCACUCUACGGACGCUCGUUCCUCAACACCGUCGCGCAGCCGGGGCAGCCGUACCAGGGAGUCGCCUCAAACACCGGCUCCGACCCUGGCGUCUGGCUCUACCGCGACCUCCCUCGCCAGGGUGCUCAGGUCAAGAUCGACACCCAAGCCGGGGCAGCGUGGUCCUAUGAUGCCACCACCAAGGAGCUCGUGUCGUUCGACAACGUCCCCGUCGGCCUGAUGAAGGCCGACUACAUCCGAAAGCAGGGUCUCGGCGGCGCCAUGUUCUGGGAGGCCGCCGGCGACAAGACGGGCGGGGAGAGUCUUGUCGGGGCUGUUGGGAAUGCCAUGGGGUCGCUGGAGCUCUCGAAUAACAUGCUCGACUACCCCCAGAGUCGAUACAGCAACAUCCGUAACAAGAUGAAGGUCUAG
Clonostachys rhizophaga is the source of this 1167-nucleotide messenger RNA. The record is from the annotation of a GenBank genome assembly. Lineage: Eukaryota; Fungi; Ascomycota; Sordariomycetes; Hypocreales; Bionectriaceae.